GUCCGGGUCCCCCUCCCCACGCACCGACCAACGGAGAGAGAAAAAUCAUGGAUCCGAUCGAUAAACGCGAAACUUCGGCGUGGACGAGAAGUUCUGGUUGGUGCUGAGGAUCGAAAGCGAGAUCGGGACGCACCGGAAAGUUGAUCAUGUCGAGCAGAUCACUAAUAGUGGAUCACCAGUAGCCGGGUGAACCAUGUCCGGUACAGAGCAGUGUUAUCCGGACUCGGAGCAGGGCUAUACCGGGUCGGAGCAGGCUUAUCCCGGGCUGGAGGUGCCCCCGGACGCCGGGGCGGACUGGCUGCGGGAUGAGCUGGAGCGCGUGUCCCGGGAGCUGCGCGACACGAGCCGGGAUAAGAUCCGCGCGGCCGAGUACGGACUGGCGGUGCUGGAGGAGAAACAGCAGCUGCAGCAGCGCCAUGAGGAGCUGGAGACGGAACACGAGUCACUGCGGCGUGAACUGGAGCAGCUCAGGGAGGCGUACGGUCACGCCCACUCGGCCCAGCGGAAGGUGGCGGAGGACGGCGAGAACCGCGAGGAGUCGCUCAUCCAGGAGUCGGCGUCCAAGGAGGCCUAUUACGAGCAGCGGGUGCAGGAGCUGCAGGUCGAGCUGAGACAGGCCAGGACCACGCUGAGCGGCACCCAGAGCGAGAACGAGCGCCUGAGCAACCUCGCCCUCGGGAUGAGGGAGAACAGCGAGCUGAUGGACCUGCAGCGCGGCCGCCUGCGGGACGAGAUCCGCGAGUACAAGGUCAGAGAGUCCCGUCUGCUGCAGGACUACAGCGAGCUGGAGGAGGAGAACAUCACCCUGCAGAAGCAGGUCUCGCUGCUGAAGCAGAACCAGGUGGAGUUCGAGGGCCUGAAGCACGAGAUCCGGAGGCUGGAGGAGGAGGCGCAGUACGCCAGCAGCCAGCUGGAGGACGCCGUCCGUCUGCGCGAGAUCGCCGAGCGCCAGCUGACCGAGGCUCUGGAGACGGUCAAGAGCGAGCGCGAGCAGAAGGCGGCGCUGCGCAAGGAGCUGACGCAGCACGUGACCCUCGGGGACUCGCUCCUCAGGCUGGGCGAUCCCGGCCAGCCCCGCGACGAGCUGGAGAACGGCCUGGCGAGGGCGGGCGAGGAGGACGAGGACGACGUUCUGUCUGUGCCCAAGAGGAGCCUGGUGGACGACCUGCUGAGCGAGCUGAACAUCUGCGAGAUCCAGAAGCUCAGACAGCAGCUGGUGCAGGUGGAGAGGGAGAAGGUGGCUCUGCUUUCCUCCCUCCAGGAGUCUCAGAAGCAGUUGGCGCAGACCCGUGGGGCACUGGCACGCCUGAGCGAGGAUCUCAGCACCGCACGGCGCGCCCAGGUCGCCAAAGACGGCGAGCAGAAAGAGAAGGACGGCGACGUCACGGGGGGCGUCGACUUCUACGAGCUGGACAUCGACGGGCCGGAGAUCCUGCGCUGCAAGUACGAGGCGGCAGCGGCUGAAGCUGGAGGACUGAGGGUGGAGCUUAAAGCGGUGAAGGCGGAGCUCGAGGAGACGAGGGUCGGGUAUGAGGGGGCACGGGCGCAGCUGGAGAACCAGGUCCGCGACCUGUCGGCUCAGGUGAGCAAGCUGGAGGCCGACGCCCGAGCGGACCGGGCGCAGGUGGCGCGGCUGCAGAGGGAGCUGGACGAGGCGGGCGCGGCGGCUGGCGAGACACGGAGGACGCUGGGGGUGGCGCAGGACGAACUGACGCUGUUCAGCGAUGAGCUGGCGAACCUGUACCAUCACGUGUGCGUGUGCAACAACGAGACGCCCAGCCGCGUCACCCUCGACUUCUACCGCGAGGGCAAAGGCGGCGAAGACGACAAAAACAUCAAAGAAAACCAGGAGGGGAAAGAGAGCGCGGGCGCGGGCGUCGGCUCGGAUCCGGGUGCCGCGCGCGACUCCAGGAAGGAGCCGAUGGACGUGAGCGUCCUGUCGUCCAUCAUCCGCGAGCAGAUGCGGCACCUGCAGGGGGCCGUGGAGCGCGGCACGCAGCUGGCAAGACAAAGGCUGGCGCCUUUGGAGCUGGUGACCCCGCCCGAUAGAGAGCAGAUGGCCUACGUGGAGGAAAUCCUCAAACUCAGGUCACUGCUGAGCACCAAACGGGAGCAGAUCGCCACCCUGAGGGCCGUGCUCAAGGCCAACAAACAGACGGCGGAGGUGGCUCUGGCGAACCUGAAGAGCAAGUACGAGAACGAGAAGACCAUGGUGAGGGAGACCAUGAUGAAGCUGAUGAACGAGCUGAAGGCUCUGAAGGAGGACGCCGCCACCUUCUCCUCCCUCAGGGCCAUGUUCGCCACCAGGUGCGACGAGUACGUGAUCCAGCUGGACGAGAUGCAGAGGCAGCUGGCGGCGGCCGACGACGAGAAGAAGACGCUGAACUCGCUGCUGCGCAUGGCCAUCCAGCAGAAACUGGCCCUGACGCAGCGCCUGGAGGACAUCGAGCUGAACAGCGAGCAGGAGCGCGGGGGAGGCGCCGCCCCCGCCCGAAACAGGAGGUCCUUCUCCAAGGGCAAGGGUCCCUUUUUCACCGACCAGCACUAAUCGUAGCCGCCGUGGAGGUAAAACGCUUCGGUUUCCGGCUGCACGUCGUCCACGGAGAUCCUGCCUUAAAUAGGAAGAUACGAUGAGAGUCGACGCCCAUCGUGCGUCACUUUAAUUUAAUCAGCUGCACUUUCGCUUCUUUACCCGGUGCUUCGUUUUUUGUGUUUUGUUGCA
Trichomycterus rosablanca is the source of this 2722-nucleotide messenger RNA. Its product is annotated as protein bicaudal D homolog 2-like. The transcript has 9 exons. The record is from RefSeq and is a predicted model, not a curated record. NCBI's taxonomy places the organism in Eukaryota, Metazoa, Chordata, Actinopteri, Siluriformes, Trichomycteridae. Gene Ontology annotation, molecular function: cytoskeletal adaptor activity; dynein complex binding. The coding region runs from base 194 to 2548 and encodes 784 amino acids.